GAUUUCAGAGUGAUAUUUUCAAAGGUGGCAAGAUGUUUUUUCCUCAGAAUUCCAGCGAUCUUUCUUUGGAGAAUGAAGAAAAUAUGAAAAAGGGUUUCUGGUGGUCCUUUCUGGGUUCUAUGUUAUUCCCCACCCCAAAGCAUAUUCCCAAAAUUGUAUUUGGGUUAUGUAUUAUAAAUAUACUUGGAGCAUUUUUGAAGAUCAAGUUGAAAGAUUCACAGUUUCCCCUCCCAAUAUUCCUGUUUUUAAUAGGAUGUGCUUUUGAAAUCCUAAGUUUUACAUCUUUUGAGGUACAAGAAUAUACAGAGUUGGUACAAUGGAUGGAUCCUGUCAUAUUUAUUAAUUUGUUUACUCCAGUAAUCAUAUUUUCAGUUUCAUUUGAUACAGAUUUUUAUAUGCUUCAAAAACUAUUUUGGCAGAUAAUCAUUCUUACAGUCCCUGGCUUUUUCCUGAAUUAUGCCUUAGUUGACUGGUAUCUGACAUCUGUGAAUAAAUUAGUUUUGGAAAGUAGUCCACGAGUAUUAUUUGCAAUCAUGCUUGUUUGUACAGAUCCCAUGCUGACUACAAGUGCUAUAAGGAAUAUUGGUCUUUCAAAGGGCCUUACACAUUUAAUUACAGGAGAAUGCAUGUUGAUGGCUGCUUUAGCUGAAAAUACCUUCAGGAUCACUUUAUACAUUGCUAAUUUUCAUCAUAAGACCAUAGCUACACAAUUAAGUCUUGUAAUUGCGCAAGAAAUUUUAAAAAAAUUUUUUGGAAGUAUAGUUUUUGGAUUUAUAAACUUCAAAAUCUUAGAGUUUGGGCUCGGGAAUAUAUUUAAUGAUGAUGUCAGUGAAGGAAUGCUUAGUUUUUCAUUAGUAUACAUCAACUUUUAUGUGGCUGAAUGGAGUGGAAUGUCUGGAAUUAUUUCUUUGUUUGUGUCAUCUCUUCUUUUAAAUUCUACAAGCUUUAAACAAGGAGCUGAGCUAUUCCUUCUCAAAUUUUGGAAAAGUAUCAGAUUUUUUGCUUCUCUGAUGAUAUUUACUUUUGUUGGAAUGCUGAUUCCUGCACAUGUCUACUUACGUGUUUCAUUCUCGGAUAUAUAUUAUGCCGUGCAUCUCUACUUUACACUGAUUGUCAUAAGAAUUCUGGUCUUUCUAAUACUGAGCCCUAUUUUGAAUCGGUUUGGCUAUGGAUUUACCUGGCGUUGGGCAUUUACAAUGGUCUGGAGCGAAAUGAGGGGGCUGUUUAACAUAAACAUGGCUCUUACACUGUCUUAUUCGGUUAAUAGCAUUGGAUCAGAAAGGGAAAAGUCUCAGAUCUUACUUCAUGGAGUGACAUUAUGUUUAAUUACUUUGUUGAUAAAUUCAAUCACAUUACCUCGAGCAGUUAUCCAUUUAGGUCUCCGUGAUAUUACAUUAACAAAACGCAAGUCACUCUAUUACACAGUUCAACAUUUUCAAGAAAUAACCAAGUCUGCAGCCACUGCUUUAAGAUUCGACAGAGAUCUUGCCAAUGCAGAUUGGACUUGGGUUGAAAAAAAAACUACGUUUCAAAAUCCUUAUAAGUUGACACAAGAAGAAUCAGAGCAACCGAUGCAAAAAUGUCCAAAAUGUCAAACGGAAAUAGGAGACACCAGAAUUAGCACUGAAAUCAUGGAACUGGCAAGAGUACGCCUAUUAUCAGCACAAAUAGCAAGCUAUGAGAGACAAUUUGCAAGUGAAAUUUUGUCCCAAAAUGCAGUCAAAGUCUUGAUAGGUGCUGCAGGAAGUUUUGGUGAUAAAAAGGGACAAUUUAUGAGUUUUCAGACAAUACAGGCUUAUGUGGAAAAAAAGAAAUUUUUUAAUUUCUUCAGAAAUAUAUUACUAAAUUGGAUUUAUAACAGUAGAAAAGAAAAAGGAGCACCAACAAAAUACUACAUAGCUCUACUAAAUCCAAUUCUUUUAUUUUGUCAUAAGAUCGUGUUUAGUGAUAGAUUUGAAUUUACUGGAUAUCUUGUCAUCAUGUUGAAUAUGUCUCCUCUUAUAAUGUCUUGGAUACCACAAUUAAAUAUAAUCUAUAACGAGGAAAUCAGAACCGUAAACCAUACAUUCCUUUUGUUUUACGUAGUGGAAGCCGCAUUUAAGAUAAUAGCAAUGAGGAAGAGAUUUUUCCAACAAAACUGGAACAUAUUAGAGUUAAUAAUCACAUUGAUUGUCAUCUUUGAGGAAAUACUGAUUGAUUCAGAAACCGUGGACAUUACUAACCAGGCAAAUGAUACUGUCGUGUUUCUAAAAGUUGUGAAAUCACUUCGUAUAUUUCGUGUCUUUAAGCUCAUAACGCCAAUGUUACUUGAGGUAAUAGAUAAGAGAAUGAGCCAGCAAUUGUCUUUUAGAUAUGCCAUCUUAAAAGGAUAUGUUCAAGGUGAAGCAGACGUAAUAUGUAUAAUAGACCAUAUUUCUAGUAACAAAUCAGUUGCUCAGGUAUUACGUCAUCGUGUAUCCAAGAGUGCAGAAAAUGCUAUGAAAGAGCUAGGUUAUUUAGAAUAUGACCAUCCAGAUAUUGCAAUUGCUAUGAAAACCAAGGAGGAAAUUAACACUUUGCUCAAAAUGGCUUCAGAGAUUCUUAGCAGCUUAGAAGCAAAAGGAAUAAUCAAUAAAGCUGAAGUUAAUGUAAUACAGAAGAUAAUUAUUGCUAAAAAGAAAGAUAUGCUCGAUUUUGAACCCAUUAUCAGACUUCCCUCUCUUGAUGAAAUAUUAUACCAUAUUCCAUGGCUAAAUAAAUCAGAAGUCCACAUAAAUUUCAUUAAGAAAAAAGUCAAAAUCUUGACCUUUGAUUGUGGAAACAAUAUAUUUGAAGAAGGUGAUGACCUGACAGGAAUAUAUUUGAUUAUCACUGGAAUGAUAAAGCGAAAGAGUACUUACCAUGAUUUUAGAACGGACCAAAUGCCCCCAAAGGGUGACUAUAACCAUCAGAUGGCUUAUGCGGACUACCUCAUCAGUGGGGCAAUCCUAGGAGAAUUGAACUGCUUAACCAAUGAACCAGUGAAAUAUACUGCUACCUGUAAAACUGUAGUAGAGACCUAUUUCAUCCCCAAAGAGCAUUUGUAUGACACAUUUAAAGAGUGCUGUCCUUCCAUAGAAUAUAAAAUAUGGCUCAAGUUGUCACUUGGUAUUGGUGCUCAAAAAGUCAAGGAAAUUUUGGCUUAUGAGAAUUGGUCAUACAACUUGCAAUUACAGCUCUGUAAUGUGUAUGUGAGAGAUGUACCAAUAGAUACCAAAGUUGACAUUUAUGAUGAAACUGUGAGCUAUGUUAUUCUUGUAUAUGGAUCUGCAAAAGAUUGUCAGUUACAGAAAAUACAUUUUGCACCCACACUAAUUCCUAAAACGUGUCAUCAGAUACAAGGUAUUGCAAACAUAACAAAACUACUGGUGAUUCAGACAUCAGUUGAUCUAAAGAAAUGCAGGAACAACACUAAAUACUAUGUUCCUGUAUGCAAACAUGUAACAAAACCUAAAGCUGGAAAUUCCAUUUCAGAGAGGAACCUACCUUCAGACACCACAGUGAAUUAUCAGAAACAUAUGAAAGAGUUAUCUACGGACAUCAGGGUGAACUUGGAGGCACUUGAAGAUCUCUGAUUUCUUAGAAGCUUCUGUUUCAGAG
Messenger RNA from Antechinus flavipes (yellow-footed antechinus), 3618 nucleotides. It is a transcript of the gene SLC9C1, whose product is annotated as solute carrier family 9 member C1. Gene Ontology annotation, biological process: proton transmembrane transport. Gene Ontology annotation, molecular function: monoatomic ion channel activity; sodium:proton antiporter activity. Bases 33 to 3593 code for a protein of 1186 amino acids. The transcript has 27 exons. Gene Ontology annotation, cellular component: membrane. Lineage: Eukaryota; Metazoa; Chordata; Mammalia; Dasyuromorphia; Dasyuridae. The record is from RefSeq and is a predicted model, not a curated record.